Molecule: messenger RNA, 1143 nt
Organism: Striga hermonthica
Lineage: Eukaryota; Viridiplantae; Streptophyta; Magnoliopsida; Lamiales; Orobanchaceae
Source: the annotation of a GenBank genome assembly
AUGAACAUCCUUCCCUCCAUCUCGCGCCUCAAACUCUCUCCUACUGCACCGCCGCUGCCACUCGCCGGACUCGCCGCCUCUUUCCCCUCCCGACUGCCGGCCCACCUCCCUCUAGCCCUCAGACCCACCACCAAUUCUCCCUCCCUCGCCGCCGCCACGCGUGAUCCGGUAACGGCUGCUUCCCCGCCUACCGCGUCGAACCAAGACGACGAAUUCGACAACUACGACGAGGACGAGACCUACGGCGAGGUGAGCCGGAUCAUCGGCAGCCGAACCGCGGGCGGGAACCGAAUGGAAUACCUAAUCAAGUGGAAAGACGACCACGCCCCCACGUGGGUCCCCUCCAAUUUCAUCGCCGCAGACGUCGUCUCCGAGUACGAGACCCCCUGGUGGACCGCCGCCAAGAAGGCCGACGCCGCCGCCCUCGGUGACCUCCUCUCCUCCUCAUCCGGCCGCGACGCUGACGCCGUCGACCGCGACGGCCGCACGGCCCUCCUCUUCGUCUCCGGCCUCGGAUCCGAGCCGUGCGUCCGGCUGCUGGCGGAGGCCGGGGCCGACGUCAACCACCGCGACCCCUCCGGCCUCACCGCCCUGCACAUGGCGGCGGGCUACGUCCGGCCCACAGUCGCCGAGAUCCUGAUCCAGUACGGUGCCGACCCAGAGGCUGCAGACAACCGAGGCCGGGCUCCUCUAGAUCUGGCGCGGGAGAUCCUGGCGGCCACCCCCAAGCUGCAGUUCGGGCGGCGGAUGGGGCUGGAAGCGGUGGUUCAGGUGCUGGAAUCGGCCGUGUAUGAGUUUGCAGAGGUUGACGAGGUAUUGGAGAAGAGAGGGAAAGGGGAGAAUAACAUGGAGUAUCUGGUGAGGUGGAGGGAUGGCGGGGCAAACGAGUGGGUGAAGGCAAAGCACGUGGCGGAGGAUUUGGUGAGGGAUUUCGAGGCCGGGGUGGAGUACGCGGUGGCCGAGCGUGUGGUGGAUCGGAGGGAAGUCGGAGGAGAAGAAGGGGAAAGGAGAAGGGAGUAUUUGGUGAAGUGGACGGAUAUCGAGGAGGAGACUUGGGAACCCGAGGAGAAUGUCGAUUCUGAGUUGAUCAAUGAGUUUGAAGGGAAUGUGGGGAAAAAUGAGGUUGAUAAGGCAUCCUCGUGA